Messenger RNA from Lathyrus oleraceus (garden pea), 357 nucleotides. RefSeq lists its product as uncharacterized. NCBI's taxonomy places the organism in Eukaryota, Viridiplantae, Streptophyta, Magnoliopsida, Fabales, Fabaceae. The record is from RefSeq and is a predicted model, not a curated record. The coding region runs from base 1 to 357 and encodes 118 amino acids. The transcript has a single exon.
AUGGUUAAUAUAAUGAGAGACAAAGCAAUGACUACCUCAACAAAAAUCAAUCAACUUCUUGCAGGGGGUAAAGUUCGUAUUGGCACUCGCGAAUACGAUGCACUUCAUCAAUGUGCUGAUUCAUACAAACAAAUUGCAACAUCUGAUUAUCGAAGAAUCCGUGCAAAUUUACCCAGAGGAGAUCCUAAAGUUUCAUUAGGUAUUGCAAAUGGUGUGUUAUGGAAAGUCGGUAAAUGUGAGGUGAGCUUUAAUGGGAAAUCAGGUGAUGCCACACCCCUCACUCAUGAGAAUGAUGAGAUGACACUUGUAGUAAGCAUAGCAGCGGACAUUGUCGAUUCAUUCAUUUCUGCAAACUAG